CAGAGGGCGCAACUGUAAUUUUUGCGUUAUGUUUUUUUACGGAUGAUUGUGAGGUACAAAGUGAGUGUAUAAAAUCUACGAAAUUGUAUUUUUAACAACUAAAUUCUUCAUUUUUGAUCGACAAGAUACACGAAAAAGAAAACCCAAUGAAUGAGCGCGGAAAUGGCUGAUGAACAAGAAAUCAGACAGAUUGAGCAUCUCUGCAAACAACUUUAUGAAACAUCUAACACAGAUAUUCGUUCUGGAGCUGAAAAGGCGCUGGUAGUAUUUCAAGAUAGCCCCGAAGCCCUAGCAAAAUGUCAGCUUUUGUUAGAAAGAGGAGAUUCAGCAUUUGCUCAAAUGUUAGCUGCUUCAACGUUGACAAAAUUAGUAUCAAGAAGUACAACUAUAACUGUCCAACAGAAAAUCGAUAUCAGGAACUAUGUGUUAAAUUAUUUGGCCAACAGGCCCAAAUUAGCUCCGUUUGUGGUGCAAGCCAUGGUCUCACUUUUUGCCAGAGUUACUAAAUUGGGAUGGUUUGAUUGUCCUAAGGAUGAUUUUGUGUUUAGGAAUGUCGUAGCGGAUGUUGGAAAAUUUCUACAAGGUUCUGCAGAGCAUUGUAUGAUUGGCGUUCAACUGUUGUCACAACUUACUGUAGAAAUGAAUCAAAUAUCUGAGGUAGAAGCAAAUAGAUCUUUAACAAAACAUAGAAAAAUUGCUUCUUCUUUUAGAGACUCACAAUUAUUCGACAUCUUUAGGCUUUCGUGUAAUUUAUUAUCAAAUGCAAGAGAAAAUACAAAGAGAUUAGAUUUUACCGAUGAACAUCAACAUGGUUUGAUGACCCAGUUGUUGAGAUUAGCCCAGAAUUGUUUAACCUUUGAUUUCAUUGGAACAUCAACAGAUGAAUCAACCGAUGAUCUUUGUACAGUUCAAAUUCCUACCAGUUGGCGACCUGCCUUUUUAGAUUUUACCACAUUAAAACUGUUUUUCGAUCUGUACCAUGCCUUACCGCCGACACUGGCUUGUCUAGCUUUGGCUUGCUUAGUUCAGAUUGCUUCUGUUAGAAGGUCUUUAUUUAGCAAUUCAGAAAGGGCCAAGUUUCUUACAAAUUUAGUUAAUGGUGUAAAGCAAAUUCUACAAAAUCCCGAAGGUUUAGGCGAUCCAAAUAACUACCAUGAAUUCUGUAGAUUAUUGGCUAGAUUGAAGAGCAAUUAUCAGCUUGGAGAGUUGGUUAUGGUGGAUAACUAUCCUGAGGCUAUUCAGUUAAUAGCUAAAUUCACAAUACAAAGCUUACAAAUGUGGCAGUUUGCACCCAACAGUGUCCACUACCUUCUCUCAUUGUGGCAAAGAAUGGUAGCUUCAGUUCCUUAUGUCAAAGCCACUGAGCCUCAUUUGUUAGAAAGAUAUACUCCAGAGGUUACAAGCGCCUAUAUAACGUCUCGUUUAGAGUCUGUUGUAUUGGUGGCUCAAGAUGGCCAAGAAGAUCCUUUGGACGAUUUGGGUUUAGUCCAACAACAGUUGGAGCAACUUUCUGUGAUUGCCAGGUGUGAAUAUGGGAAAACUUGCGCUCUUUUGGUGCAGCUAUUCGACAGAGCUGCUUCCACCUAUCAGGAGCUGCUCAACUCGCCUCCUCAACCUUUAGAAAUAACUAUACAAGAAGGACAACUCACUUGGUUAGUCUAUAUUAUCGGAUCAGCGAUAGGAGGUCGAGUUUCAUUUAACUCUAGCGAAGAACAUGACACAAUGGAUGGCGAGCUAGUCUGUCGGGUGUUACAGUUAAUGAAUUUGACUGACAACAGAUUGUCACAAGGUGGCUGUGAGCGGCUGGAGUUAGCGAUGCUUAGUUUCUUCGAACAGUUUAGAAAAAUAUAUGUCGGUGAUCAAGUACAAAAGAAUUCUAAAGUGUAUAGGAGGUUGUCAGAAGUAUUAGGUUUGAAUGAUGAGGCGACAGUGUUGAGUGUAUUUAUUAGGAAAAUUAUAACAAAUUUAAAAUAUUGGGGUAGAAGCGAGAACAUAAUUAAAAAAACCUUACAACUUCUAAAUGAUCUGUCUGUUGGAUACAGCUGUGUUAGAAAGCUUGUAAAGUUGGAUGAAGUACAAUUCAUGUUGAACAGUCAUACCAGCGAGCAUUUCCCUUUCUUAGGAAACACCGUUUCCGUAAACGAGAUGAAAUGCAGGUCAAUGUUCUAUACUUCACUCGGUAGAUUACUUAUGGUAGAUCUGGGCGAAGAUGAAGAUCGGUUUCACAACUUUAUGUUGCCUUUAACUGCUGCAUUCGAAAGUAUAGGUCAGUUAUUAGCAGCUUCUGAGUCGCCAAUGUUUGCGACCGAGGAAGCUAAAAAAGCUCUGAUUGGCUUAGCGAGAGAUCUUCGAGGUUUAGCUUAUUCUUUCAAUACCAAAACGUCGUAUAUGAUGCUGUUUGAUUGGAUCUAUCCCAAUUAUACCCCGAUUUUGCUAAGAGCAAUAGAACUAUGGUAUCACGAUCCGCAGGUAACUACCCCUGUUUUGAAAUUAUUUGCAGAACUAGUUCAAAACAGGUCGCAAAGGUUACAAUUCGAUGUUUCCUCUCCAAAUGGUAUUUUACUUUUCAGAGAGGCAAGCAAGAUCAUCUGUAGUUAUGGUAAGAUACUUUUAAAUUAUAUAAAUUUCUCAUUUUAUAAGGCUGAUGUAACAGAGCCGUGCAUUGUCAUGCAUGCCCAAAUGAGGGAGAACAUUAUAAGGAGUCAACCAUCAGAUAAACAAGCUGCCAUGGCCCAGUGGUUUGAAAAUUUGAUGGAAGGUAUUGAGAGGAACCUGUUAACUAAAAAUAGAGAUAAAUUUACUCAAAACUUGUCGAUGUUCAGACGGGAUGUGAACGAUUCACUCAAGGGCCCCAACGUGAACACGACGUCGGUAAAUGACAUGAUGACGUCAUAGUGCGGAUCGACGAAUGCGCGCGCAAUUGUAUAAAGUGAUACCGUGUACACAGUGAGAAAAAGCAAGUUGAUUGAGGACUUUUUUGCAUUUAAUUUUAUUGUUUUCUCUCUGUAAUUAUCGCUGGCGUUACUGAAUGGCUGAGGCGGUGUUUUUAUAAGGUGUGAUGUAGGAUCUUUUUUUGUUGUACAUUUUUUAUAUAUAAUAUAUUUACAUGUAACAAAUUAUAUCGAUUAAAUAUGAACAAAGUGAAAUAAGCUACUGGUAACGAUUUUUUUUCCGUUGGUAGAUGUUUAUGCUAAAACUUUAUAGAAAUCUAUUUUAUGGUUUGUUACAUGGAUACUGUUUUAGUAUUGGCUGGGCUUGAUGGAGAGGCCCAGCUUAAAUUAACUGAUCAAAACACAUAAAAAAGAAAUGAUGAUAUA
Sitophilus oryzae (rice weevil) is the source of this 3317-nucleotide messenger RNA. RefSeq names its product exportin-7 (gene Ranbp16). Gene Ontology annotation, cellular component: nuclear pore; cytoplasm. Gene Ontology annotation, biological process: protein export from nucleus. The record is from RefSeq and is a predicted model, not a curated record. The coding region runs from base 151 to 2895 and encodes 914 amino acids. Lineage: Eukaryota; Metazoa; Arthropoda; Insecta; Coleoptera; Curculionidae. The transcript has 19 exons. Gene Ontology annotation, molecular function: nuclear export signal receptor activity; small GTPase binding.